AUGUCUCUCACCAACGCCUCGCCUGUUGAUUGCGCAAAGAGCGCCAAGUCGGCCUCUCACAUCCUCGCCACACUCCCCGCCGAAGCCCGCAACGACGCUCUCACGGCCAUCCACGCCGCCCUCACCGAAGCCAAGGAUGACAUCCUGGCCGCAAAUGCACGCGACUUGGAGCUCGCCCGCAAGGCUGCCGCCGAUGGGACCCUGAGCCAGAGUCUCGUCUCUCGCUUGGACCUGGGCAAGAAGGGCAAGUUUGAGGAUAUGCUUAAGGGUAUCUUGGAUGUGAGAGAUCUGGAGGACCCAGUUGGCAAGGUCACAUUGAGGACAAAGCUGGACGAUGGUCUCAUCCUCGAGAGAGUCACUUGCCCCAUCGGCGUUCUGCUCAUCAUUUUCGAGGCUCGCCCCGAGGUUAUCGCCAACAUCGCCUCCCUGGCCAUCAAGUCUGGCAAUGCUGCCAUCCUCAAGGGCGGCAAGGAGUCAAUCGAGUCAUUUGUGGCCAUCUCCCAGGUCAUUUCCUCCGCCCUCGAGAACCUCCAGAAGCCCAAGGUCCCCAACUCGGCCGUCCAGCUCGUCAGCUCUCGCGACGUCAUUCCACAGCUGCUUGCACUCGACGAGUACAUCGACCUCGUCGUCCCCCGUGGCUCUAACGAGCUUGUCCGCUACAUCAAGGAGAACACCAAGAUUCCCGUCCUGGGCCACGCCGAUGGCUUGUGCUCCAUCUUCCUGACCGGUUCGGCGGACCCCAAGAUGGCGGCGGAUGUCGUUGUGGACUCCAAGACGAGCUACCCCGCCGCCUGCAACAGCGUGGAGACCCUGCUCGUGCAAGAGUCCGCUCUCGAGACUUCGUUCCCCGUGGUUGCUGAGGCUCUGAUCGCCAAGGGCGUGACGCUUCACUGCGAUCGCCAAUCCAAGGAGGUCCUUCUGUCUAAGCUCUCUGGUGAUGCUGCCUCCAAGGUGGUCGAUGUCAAGGAUGCCGACUACGACACCGAGUUCCUGUCCCUCGACGUCGCGGUCAAGGUCGUUUUCUCCAUGGCCGAGGCCGUGCAGCACAUCAACACCCACGGUUCCAAGCACACCGAGGCCAUCCUUACCUCGGACGAGCAGGAGGCUGAGAAGUUCAUGAACUCUGUGGACACUGCUGGUGCCUACUGGAACGCGUCCACCCGCAUGGCGGACGGCAUGCGUUACGGCUUCGGCACUGAGGUUGGUAUCAGCACCAACAAGAUCCACUCUCGUGGUCCCGUUGGCUUGGAGGGUCUCAUGAUUUACAAGUACAAGAUUAGGGGACACGGUCAGGUUUCGUUGGCGUAUGGCGAGGGAGAGGGCAAGAAGCCUUUCAAGCACGAGAAGAUGGCUAUCUAA
Colletotrichum siamense is the source of this 1359-nucleotide messenger RNA. RefSeq names its product putative gamma-glutamyl phosphate reductase (gene pro1). The record is from RefSeq and is a predicted model, not a curated record. Lineage: Eukaryota; Fungi; Ascomycota; Sordariomycetes; Glomerellales; Glomerellaceae. The transcript is spliced from 2 exons. Bases 1 to 1359 code for a protein of 452 amino acids. Gene Ontology annotation, molecular function: glutamate-5-semialdehyde dehydrogenase (NADP+) activity; NADP binding.